AUGCGGGUUCUUGUUAUCGGCGGUUCUGGACGAUGCGGCAAGCUCGUCAUUGAAGAGCUCCUGAACAGAGGACACCAAGUCACCACUCUGGCCAGAAAUCCUGCGACCAUGGGCGAUGCCCGACCCGGCCUGAAGAUCGUCAAAGGCACUCCCACCAAUUUCGACGACGUACUAGCCGCAUUCCAGGCUGAUGUCCCCGCUGUCGUGAUCGUGACUCUCAAUGCGCCUCGGGCCACCGACAGCCCCUUUGCGGCCCCCAUUUCUCCGCCCCGCCUCAUGGCGGACUGCAACGCCAACGUCGUCAAGGCCAUGAAACAAUUCGGUGUCCGCAAGACGGUCAUCCUGCAGGCCUUUGGCGUCGGCGAGUCCUGGGGCAACAUGCACUGCGUGCUGCGCCUGCUUAUGAGCAAGUCCAACAUGUGCCAUCAGUACGAGGACCACGACCACACCGACCGCGAGGUGCGCGAGAGCGGCGUCGACUUUGUCAUGGUCCGCCCCUCGCGUCUGGUCGAGACGGACCAAACGGAGGUCAAGGUCUGGCCUAACGACGGCAAGGGGGUUUGUCUGAUGGCCAGCACGAGCCGCAUCAGUGUCGCCCGCUGGCUCGUCGAUGCGGCAGAGACCACCAAAUGGGACAACACGGCCCCAAUGAUCACAAACUAG
Molecule: messenger RNA, 663 nt
Organism: Aspergillus chevalieri
Lineage: Eukaryota; Fungi; Ascomycota; Eurotiomycetes; Eurotiales; Aspergillaceae
Exons: 3
Coding region: 1-663 (220 amino acids)
Source: RefSeq, a predicted model, not a curated record